Messenger RNA from Anguilla rostrata (American eel), 4684 nucleotides. RefSeq names its product kirre like nephrin family adhesion molecule 3a (gene kirrel3a). The transcript is spliced from 16 exons. Gene Ontology annotation, biological process: cell-cell adhesion; synapse assembly. Gene Ontology annotation, molecular function: cell adhesion molecule binding. The coding region runs from base 484 to 2814 and encodes 776 amino acids. Lineage: Eukaryota; Metazoa; Chordata; Actinopteri; Anguilliformes; Anguillidae. Gene Ontology annotation, cellular component: cell-cell junction; plasma membrane. The record is from RefSeq and is a predicted model, not a curated record.
CAGAGACCGAGCAUGGAAAGGCGGCGAGAGACGGAGUGAGACAGACAGAGAGAGGGAGAGAAGAAAGAAGGAGGGGGAUAAAAUUUAAAAUAAAAUAAAAAAACUGAAAAAUUUUUUUUUAAAAACUGCGAGCUCGCACCAGCAGGGGAGUAGCACAAAGCCCAGCACCGGGCAACUGGGAAGAGUGACAGACUGAGAGAGAGGAAAAAGCCAGAGCGAGAGACAUAGAAAGACAGAGAGAGAGAGAGAGAGAAGAGAGAGGAGAGAGAAAGAGAAGAACACAGCGCCUGACAGCAGCUAAAAGAGGGGAGCUAUCAGUCGCGCAGAAACUGCAAUUCAAAGCGCGGUAGUUUUUUUAUUUUUAUUUGUUUUUGUCGCGCGCUAACUGAACCCGCUCCGCUUUAGCCCGACUUAGCGCAUCGCAUCGCAUCGCAUCGCAUCGCAGACGCCGCUCCGGCCGCCACUCAUCUCCCCGGGCUGACGAUGCAGCGCGCCUUUCUGCUCCUCUGCCUCCUGGGACGCGGGCUGUGCGCCGUGUUCACCCAGCAGCCGCACGACCUGGUGGUGGUCGCCGGGCAACCCGUCACCCUGCCCUGCUCCAUCCCCGGUUACCAUGGCAUCGUGCUGUGGGUCAAGGACGGCCUGGCGCUGGGCGUGAACCGCGACCUCUCCGGGUACCCGCGGUACUCUGUGGUGGGGGACCACGCCGAGGGCGAGUACCACCUUCGGAUCGGGCGCGUGGACCUGACGGACGACGCCCUCUUCGAGUGCCAGGCCAUCCAAGCCGCCAUCAGGUCGCGACCCGCCCGCGUGACCGUCCUGGUUCCCCCCGACAACCCGGUGAUUAUCGGGGCCCCGGUGAUCAGCCUGCGGGCGGGCGACCCCCUCAACCUGACGUGCCACGCCGACAACGCCAAGCCCGCCGCGUCCAUCAUCUGGAUCCGCGACGGAGACGUUCUCAACGGGGCCAUGUACUCCAAGACCCUGCUGCGGGACGGUCGCCUGGAGACCACGGUGAGCACCCUCUACAUGUCGGCCUCCAACAUCGAGACGGGCCAGCAGAUCACCUGCCGCGCCUCCAACAAGGCCGUCCCCGGCGGCAAGGAGACCAGCGUCACCAUCGACAUCCAGCACCUGCCUCUGGUUAACCUGACCGUGCAGCCACAGCCUGUCCUGGAGGGGAACCUGGUGAAAUUCCACUGCUCAGCCAAGGCCAACCCGCACGUCACCCAGUACAGGUGGGCAAAAGGUGGAAGCAUUAUUAAGGAGGUGUCAGGUGACACCUAUGAGGUCAUCGUGGACUACUCCUUCUUCACUGAGCCGGUGUCGUGUGAGGUCACCAACCCCCUGGGCAGCACCAACAUCAGCCGAAAUGUUGACGUCUACUUCGGACCCCGCAUGGCCGCCGAGCCCCAGUCCCUGCAGGUGGACCUCGGGUCGGAGGCGGUCUUCAACUGCGCCUGGACGGGAAACCCCUCCCUCACCAUCGUCUGGAUGAAGCGCGGCUCGGGGGUGGUGCUUAGCAACGAGAACAUCCUGACACUGAAGUCGGUGAGACAGGAGGAUGCUGGGAAAUACGUGUGCCGGGCGGUGGUCCCCCGGGUGGGCGCGGGAGAGAAGGAAGUGGCGCUCACCGUCAACGGCCCCCCCACCAUCUCCAGCACCCAGACGCAGCAGACCCCCCACGGCGAGAAGGGCCAGAUAAAGUGCUUCAUCCGCAGCACCCCACCUCCGGACCGCAUCGCGUGGUCCUGGAAGGAGACGGUUCUGGAGUCGGGGACCUCGGGCCGGUACACGGUGGAGACGGUGAGCACGGAGGAGGGCGUGAUCUCCACCCUCACCAUGAGCAACAUCGUCCCGGCGGACUUCCAGACCAUCUACAACUGCACGGCCUGGAACAGCUUCGGCUCCGACACCGAGAUCAUCCGGCUCAAGGAGCAAGGUGGGAGCCAAGAGUCCCUACAUUUGGCCGUCAUCAUCGGGGUGGCGGUCGGCGCUUUCGUGGCCUUCAUCGUCCUCAUGGGGACCAUCGGAGCCUUCUGCUGCACUCGCCUUCAGAGAAAAGACGCGCACCUGGUUAUGUCCUCACAUCCUGUCUCCAUCUCUGCUCACCAGACAGACCUUUCAAGCAAAAUUAAAUCGGAAAAUCUCAAAGGCGUCGUCUCCGCCAAGAACGACAUCCAGGUGGAGAUCGUUCACAAGGACCACGCCGCCGCUCGGGAGACCGAGGACCACGCCGCCAUCAAGCAGCUGAUGAUCGAGCGCGGCGAGUUCCAGCAGGAGUCGGUGCUGAAGCAGCUGGAGGUGCUGCAGGAGGAGGAGAAGGAGUACCAGCACAUUAAGGACCCCACCAACGGCUACUACAGCGUCAACACCUUCAAGGAGCACCACUCCACCCCAACCAUGUCGUUGGCGGGCAACCAGGCCGCCGAGGCCCGCACCGCCAACUCGGCCACCAUGGGCAAGCAGCAGAGGGUGCCCACGGGCAUGUCCUUCACCAACAUCUACUCCACGCUGGGCGCCGGGCCCAACCGCCUGUACGACUAUAGCCAGCGCUUCGUGCUGGGCAUGGGCAGCAGCUCCAUCGAGCUGUGCGAGCGGGAGUUCCAGCGCGGCUCGCUGAGCGACUCCAGCUCCUUCCUGGACACGCAGUGCGACAGCAGCGUCAGCAGCUACAGCAAGCAGGACGGCUACGUGCAGUUCGACAAGGACAGCAAGGCCUCGGCCUCCUCUUCGUCCCACUACUCGCAGUCCUCCUCGCAGAACUCCGACCUCACCCGGCCCCUGCAGAAGCGCAUGCAGACCCACGUGUGACCCCGCACCCCCCUCUGCCCCCCCCCGUCCCCCGCCCCCCUUGCUCCCCUCCCAACCGACGCAUUGAGGAACUGCCGAACCGAGGGGUCGAUGGGACCUUUUUCAGAAUGCGCACCGCCAGAGAACGCGUUCUGAAAAAGGUCCCAUAGUUGUGUACCAUCUUUCGUUUUUUAACAACUAUUCUUCACAGAUAGUCCGGGAGGCUUAAAGAAAUGCCCAGUGCCUGGGUUUGGACUCUAUUGCUGAGCUCUUCUGUUGGGUAAAUAUCAAAGCAAACAAUCUGACAUGCUCCGUAAUAUGUUUACUAAAUUUACUUCCUUACAAAAAAAAAAUCAUUUUCUCAUGUGUAUUGUUACACUACAUUUAGUGUAAUAGAAUCUUUUCUGCUUCUUUAUGAUCAUAGAUUGUCUACGGGGGUGGGGGAAGCUACAAAUAAAAGUUGCCCCUGGCAACAGCCAUUUGCCUUCGUAGAAUGCUAUUAUGCGGAUAAAAGGAACGCAUAGACAAACUGUACAGUAUUGAGCAAGUUGAAAUCAGUUCUGUUUGCUGGAGUUUUCUGACUUCAUCACAAUCUCCAGAAGGCUCUUGUGUGUCGUGCAUCUUCUUUCAGCUGAGAAGGAGAAACCACAGCACUGUAGACACAAAAGCGAGAAGCACUUCUUCGGUAGCCAGUGUUCAGCCUCUCUCUCUUGUGGUUCCAAGCACAAACAAACCAGUGAACUGCUCGCAACCUCUUUAUUUUUUUCGCCGGGAAGGAAGAAAGAAAAAAAAAAUACAAGAACAAAAAGACUUUUCAUCUGGAUAAUUCAACUUCUGCUGAGUAGAUGCUGUGUUGAGCUCUGAACAGUGCUGAGUGGUACUGUAGACCUUGGCUCCAGAGAUCUUCAGAUGAAUGGGAAACAAAGCAGUUGUGAACAAUUUCUGGAGAGAUCUCCACGCGAGGGGAAACACUUGGAAAUUGAACUGCGUUUUUUUCUCUUUUUUAACUUUUCUUAUUUCGACCUGGUUUGGAUUUGUUGGUGCAGACGGGGGAUCAUCUGGGGGUCCUGCCCAGCACACAGGAUACAGUGUUCCCACGCAAGGAUGAGGGACGAGGAUUUUGGGACCGUUACGCUCCGGACGAGGAACCGGAUUUUUGAAUUCAAUGUCUUUUUUUUUUUUUUCGCUCUGUGACCCUGUGCUUUGUAACACGGGGAGUGUUUCGUUUGGACACCGGGCAGAUUAUCAUGGAUGUCCUUUGGGUACUCUCCCAUGUAAUGUGAAAUCUCACACACAAAAAAAGAACAAAAAAAGCAAAAAAAAAAAAAAAAAAAAUUUAAAAAAAAAAAAAAUGUAAUUCAGAUCAUCGGAUGUUGUCUGCAGGACUCCCUGUGGAACUAAAAGGUACAUUACGAUCAAGCCUGUUGUUGUGUGGCUGUUCCAUUCAUUGUUGAAAUCAUAUUGUUUACACUGGAACUCUGUAAAUCCAGCAUUUUUGCCUACUGUGAUCUGACUACUGAAUGAGGAGGUUGUAUGAAUUUUUUCUCUUUUUGUUUUUUUUUUUGUUUGUUGUUUUUUUUUUUCCUUUUUUGCUCUGUCGCUUAGCGCUUGUGAAGUGGUGAUAAGAGUAUGCCCACUGUUUUAAGUGAGCCGUGGACUAUUUCUUGUCUCUUAUUUUCUUUUCUUUUUCUUUUUUUUUUUUUUUGUCUGGCCAAAAAAAAAAGCACAGUGCACAUGACCAGUAUAGUGUUUAGCUGUUAGCUAUUUCCAGUUCAUAAAUGAAAACGCUGAUAAAAAUUCAAAUGAAUGACGACUGUGCAUGAACACUUAAAUUCGUUCUUACCUUUCUGUUACAUUAAACCAAUUGGUGUCGUUGAAGACCCAGAGAGAA